CCGUGAUCGAAAAUCUUCGCCACCAUCUUGUCCAAGUCCGUGUUGCCUUUCGCGAGCGUAGUCGUGCGUGUGGCUAGUUCUUUUGCGGAGCUGAAACCGCAGUUUCUCGCUGGGAUUUGAGUCAGACCAGUCGUUGCGCUGUAUCUCCAGCUCGCUCGCCUUUUAUUUAUUUAAACGGCGUCAAGGUCGAGAGCGGCACCAUGUCGUCUAGGAAGAAGGUGCUACUCAAGGUGAUCAUCCUCGGGGAGAGUGGGUGAGUGUCAAUCCACCCCAAGGGGCGUUGUUGCGGCGUGUGUGAUGCAUCUCCGACUGGUACAUUUUGGUGUCCAAUACUCUCCGUGCGUCGAAAGCAAUCCGAAGGCGUCGUCAAAUUACGUCUCAGCAGCCGGCGUGUCGUGCCGUCUGAUGUUGCGAUCCUGGCAGUUGAUUGAUGGCAGAAAUUGCGGCAAAGGGUACAGACAAGCGCAAAUGUCGGUACAGCAGAACGGGUGUCUGCUGCAUCCAUAUCGUCUGCCGCGCGACCGUCUGGAUCGCGGCAAACAGAAGCAUGACCCAAAUGUGACAUUGAGUGGAUCUCUAGGGACCAGAAAUGGGGGACACGACAGACGCACCGGUUGAAGGUGCCAAAGCGUCGUUUAGCCGGGCACUGAAGAUUUUGGCGACGUCCCGGGGGCACUACGAGCUCCGUUCUUUGUUCGGGUGCCGACGCCGUUGCAACCUGCCUUUCCACAUCCCCAGGGUGGGCAAGACAUCCCUGAUGAACCAGUAUGUGAACAAGAAGUUCAGCAACCAGUACAAGGCGACCAUUGGAGCAGACUUCCUCACCAAGGAGGUGAUGGUGGAGGACCGGCUGGUCACCAUGCAGAUCUGGGACACUGCGGGCCAGGAGCGGUUCCAGUCGCUGGGCGUGGCCUUCUACCGGGGCGCUGACUGCUGCGUGCUGGUCUUCGACGUGACGGUGCCGGCCAGCUUCAAGGCCCUGGAGUCGUGGCGGGACGAGUUCCUCAUUCAGGCAUCUCCCAGGGACCCCGAAAACUUCCCCUUCGUCGUCAUUGGCAACAAGGUGGACCUGGACAACCGGGGGGUGUCGACCAAGCGGGCCCAGGGCUGGUGUCAGUCCAAGAACGGCAUCCCGUACUUCGAGACAAGCGCCAAGGAGGCCCUGAACGUGGAGCAGGCGUUCCAGACGGUGGCCAAGAACGCCCUGGCCCAGGAGACCGAGGUGGAGCUCUACAACGAGUUCCCGGACCAGAUCAAGCUCACCGGGGAGCAGAAGCCUCGGUCCCAGGGCUGCUGCUAGGGCACGCGGGCGCUGUCUGCUUCCUCGUUGUUUCUUCGGCAGGAGCGGCCCUGUCGCACGCUUCUCAUUCUCGGGGCACGCCUCGGUUCCGCGCGGUGGUAGCACCCAAGUGCAGCGGCGUGGCACGUGCGACGGACUGACGAGACUGUUAGGUUGCUUCAGUGGCGUUUUUCUUUGUUGUUUUUUUUAAUGCCACAUUUUUAAAUUUUUUUGUGGGGAAAAAAGUGGAGGAGGGACCCCAUGUUUUUUUUUUUUUUUUGUUCCCUCCCUCAUGUACAUACAGACCAUUUGACUGGCGCCGGUAGCUAUAAGCUUCUUUCUUUUUGUAUUUCGGUUUAUUGUGGAACUUUUCCGCUUGUAUCUCUACUGGAACCAGUCAAAACUGUCGGAGGUUAUUUUGUAGGAAGCUGUUGAUUGUUCUUUUUUUUCUUUUUUUUAGCUUAGCCGACGGCCAGAGUAGUUCACUACACUUGGCUCGGAGAGGUCGUUUGGCGAAAGAAAGCCACAAAGUUGGCCUAAACGGUUUUAAAUAAAAAUUUAAAAAAAAUGUUGCAGCACAUUUUUUUUUGUUCAGGAAGAAAUUGAGAUGGUUAUUUGUGGAAGUCCUUUCGUUUUAACCCUCCUGUUUUCUGUGUAUGAGAUUAGAGCUGCCUAAUUCUGGUUACCACACUACUGCUAGAAUGAUUGCCUCGUUUUUUUGUGCGUGUAAUUCUUUCGUUCUUGAGAGUACGAUUGUAUGAUUGUAAACCUUUUUUUAUGAAUAAAUCUGCAAUAUGUACACUGAA
Messenger RNA from Ixodes scapularis (black-legged tick), 2085 nucleotides. RefSeq names its product ras-related protein rab7 (gene Rab7). The record is from RefSeq and is a predicted model, not a curated record. The transcript is spliced from 4 exons. Gene Ontology annotation, biological process: endosome to lysosome transport; phagosome-lysosome fusion. Gene Ontology annotation, molecular function: GTP binding; GTPase activity. Lineage: Eukaryota; Metazoa; Arthropoda; Arachnida; Ixodida; Ixodidae. Gene Ontology annotation, cellular component: phagocytic vesicle; late endosome; lysosome. Bases 590 to 1300 code for a protein of 236 amino acids.